AAUCCGGGUAAUCUCAGUGACCCCUCUGACAUGAAAGUACUCUGUUAUACAGGAUCUUGAAGUCAUACCUAUAGCUAUUCCGCGGAAAGUAAGCAAUUUAGACUUGUCCAUGAAUAACAUUUCCAAGAUCGAAAAGUUGGAUUUUAAGGCCUAUCAAACCUAAAUUUCUAAACUGUCCAGAAACCAGAUCUCUCAAGUGGCGAUGGGGCUCUUGGACACCUAGAGGCUCUUCAGGAGCUGGGUUUGGCUCAUAACAGACUCACAACCCUGUCAGACCAUUUGUUUCAGGGCCUGGCCAACCUCUCCCUGCUACAUCUGGACAACAACCUCAUUGCAACCAUCAGCUCCUCAUCCUUUCAGCUUCUCUCCAGUUUGAAGACAGUGAAUUUAACCAAKAACAACCUUGAGAAUAUGAAGGAAGUUCAGCCCAUCGUACAAUUACCACACUUACAUGAGUUGUACAUUGGGAGCAACAGAUUCACCUCUUUCCAGUCAMARGAAAUAUCAAACACGUCUAUAGAGCUGAGGCUGUUGGAUUUAUCCCGGAAUCCAUUGGGAAUCUUCAGGAUCACGGCAGAUGUUCUUCCUUACCUUGAGGUGUUAGACAUCGCCUACUGUGGCCAACUUGGACACAUGGAAUGGGAUGUGCUGGACAGGUCUUUUCUGAGAAACGUCAAUCGUCUCAACUUGAGCGGCAUUGAGAUGUCUUUCGAGAGGAUGGGUAUGGURCUGCAGACUGUCAACUCCUCAUUAGUCCAUCUGAGAUUGCAUGAMCUCGUCAACRGCUCAAGGCUCAAGAUCAWWGCUCUCACUGAUAUUGCCUGCCGUAUACCUACACUCAGUGUGCUCCGGCUGGAAUAUAACAACAUAGGUAAUCUCUCUGAGGAAUUUCURCAGUCAUGUAAACACCUGACAGAAGUGGACAUAUCARAUACUGGUCUUACUCAGCUGUCUGACUUUUCAUUCAGAUCAAUAGAGCAAUUAAGUGCUUUGAWACUGGGCCACAAUAGGCUUUCUUUCRUGCCAAAGGCCACAAGAAAUCUACCGACACUGAAGAUCCUGGAUCUCAGCUUCAAUAUCAUCAAUAAACUAGACUGCUCAGAUUUCUCCAAUCUUACAGAACUCACASAWCUCAUUAUUUUCCACAAUCAAAUCCCCAACCUUCCGGCAUGUGUUUUCCAGGAUUUGAAAGAAUUAAGGAUCCUUAAAAUGGGAUCAAACAAAAUCCUGACCUUGAAUGAUGCSUUCAUGAAUGCUUUGCACAAACUUGAGAUGAUGAACUUGGCAGGCAAUAAACUGAGCUCUAUCAGAAAAGGAGAGUUUAAAAGCUUAACAUCACUCAAGACUUUACUUUUAUUUGACAAYCAGAUUGCCAGCAUGGAAGAUGGAGCCUUUGAGGGAUUGGUCAACCUUACAGAACUUAAACUGGGCUCAAAUAAGAUCACUCAAAUAGGCAUAAGAAAUACUGUGCUCAUGGGACUCCCACUCUUAAAAAGUCUUGAUAUAUCCUGUAAUUACAUCACAUAUGUAAAUGAUGAUAAACUAAACCCUCCACCCUUCUCUCAUCUGACAUCUCUGGAGAACCUCAGGAUAUUUAGUCAGCGUCACAAGGGACUGUCUCAUCUACCUAUCAACUUCCUUGAAGGACUGAAAUCUUUAUUGUCAUUCCAGGCAGGGAGUCUUAAUAUUAAGGAGCUGUACCCAGGCACAUUCAUUUACACACCCCGGUUGUGGUUCCUAGAUAUCAGUAAGAAUGAGUUCACAGCCCUCACUCCAAAGCUGUUUCACCCAAUCCCAAGGCUCAACAGCCUGUACCUAACCAAAGCCCGAAUUCAGUCCUUAGAUUUCCUCAUAGGAGCAAACCUCAGUAGAGUCACUUUAUUGCAGGUGAGCAAGAACGACAUAACAGUAGUCAAUGAGACAGUGUUGCGUUCUCUCCCUGCCUUGACAUACCUGGACAUGCAAGAUAAUGCUUUCACCUGUGGCUGCAGCGAUGCUUGGUUUGUCSAGUGGAURGAGARCRACAMCCAAACACAAGUUGUUGGUGCAGGAGAAUUUACCUGCAACUAUCCUGCCGAUCUAAAGGACACCAAGCUGUUGGAUGUUGAGCUUCAGUUCUGUAUAGUACRCUUAGGACUUYACUACUACAUCUCUACCACUUGUCUGGUCCUCCUCAYCCUGAUAGCAUCCUUUGCCUACCACUUCCUGAAAUGGCAGGUAAUUUACGGCUAUUACCUCUUCCUGGCUUUCCUCUAUGACACCAAGCAAAGGAAUAAGCACACGCCUCAUGGCUGUCAGUACGAUGCCUUCAUCUCCUACAACGCCYACGAUGAGCCCUGGGUCCUGAGGGAGCUUCUGCCAGAGCUGGAGGGAGAGCAGGGCUGGAAGYUGUGUCUCCACCACCGGGACUUCCAGCCAGGCAAACCAAUCAUAGACAACAUUAUGGACGGCAUCUACGGAAGCCGCAAGACCAUCUGUGUGAUCAGCCRCCGCUACCUGGAGAGUGAGUGGUGCUCCCGGGAGAUCCAGGUGGCCAGCUUCCGGCUCUUUGAUGAGCAGAAGGACGUCCUGAUUCUGGUGUUCCUGGAGGAGAUCCCUACCCACCAGCUGUCACCCUACCACCGGAUGAGGAAGCUGGUGAAGAGACGCACMUACYUGAGUUGGCCCAGAGCUGGGGUGCACACUGGGGUCUUYUGGCAGCAACUACGGCUGGCUUUAGAGACCAAGGACGGCCCUGCUGAGGAAAAUCCCAUCCUCUCUGGGGUGCAGGCUCUGUGAUAGUGAAACCUUGAUUUGAAACAACCAUCACACUCUGAWCCUUAUUUACAUGAGAAUAUUAAAGAUGCACUCUCAAACCUUUGUACAAUUUCAGCCAGURUUUUUGAAAGUGGUGCUCACGAGCCAGAAGUGGUCCCCGUUUUGUGUUGUAUUACGCCAUCUAAAGUGUUUUUUUACCUAUUCUUAUGAUAUGUUAUGAAUUUAUUUCAUACUAUAUAGUAUGUUACAAUUUUGCUGUGCUUAUCAUCCUGGAGUGCAUCUUUAAGAAGUUCCUAAGAGUAUUGAUGCGCCCAUGGGUCAAUCUCAGUAACAUAAUAAAAAA
Messenger RNA from Salvelinus sp. IW2-2015, 3100 nucleotides. NCBI's taxonomy places the organism in Eukaryota, Metazoa, Chordata, Actinopteri, Salmoniformes, Salmonidae. The record is from RefSeq and is a predicted model, not a curated record.